Molecule: messenger RNA, 2297 nt
Organism: Parathielavia appendiculata
Lineage: Eukaryota; Fungi; Ascomycota; Sordariomycetes; Sordariales; Chaetomiaceae
Exons: 1
Source: RefSeq, a predicted model, not a curated record
GGGUAACUACUCAGUGCCUCGGUCGCGGCCCCCCCGGUCAAGACGUCAGGAUAUAUACCGUCCGCCGCGGCAGCUUAACCUGUUUCUUUCUCCUUAUUGUAUUCCAUCUGUCUGUGAUGUAUGAUGGGUGAUCAUCCAGCGUCGUCCCUGCCGCCGCGCUGGUGUCGUUGGCCUCAGCGGGAACUCGACCUCCGUCUGGCGGAACUAGGCCUGGUCAUCAAUGCGCCCGAGCCCGCCGUGAUCUGCCGCCCGUGCGGCUAUGCCUUGCAGCCAAACGGCGAAUGCGUGACACGGCAUCUCGCCGACAAGCACAGCAUCCAGAAGCGGUUGCGACACGGCUUAACCGCGUACAUCCACUCCCUACGUCUUCCGGAUCCGAAUACACUGCCCCUCCGACCCGAUUGGUCACCGGCCCACCUGAACCUAGCACCCCGUACGGGCGUCGCCUGCCGGCAUUGCAGCUAUCGGACGACCAGUGUCGAUCUUGUUACGCGGCACCUGGCGAAAGCCCACAACCGCCGCCGCCCCCAGAGGCAGAAGGGCUGGCUGCGCGACGAAAUCUUCCAGGGCGUCGUCCUACAAAGUUGGACGCAAAUCGGCGCCCGCGGGUAUUGGAUUGCUACCCAGGGCCCGUCCGUGUGCGAACGACCAGAAGCCGCUUCCGCCUGGCUGCGGGACCAGGCCACACCCGAGCAGAGGGCGGCCAUUGAUCAGCUUAACCAAGCCGAACGGGACCGCAUGGCCGCCGACUCGGCUGCGGCCCAGCAGACCGAUGGCACUAGCACCCCUGAUCUGGCCCUUCACACGAAUUGGAUGCGGCGGACUGGCUGGCUGAGAACCUUCGACGGAGCGAGCCGCGACGUUCUCGUCAGGCUCGCCCUACCGCCGUGCCCAGAAGGCGACGGCCUGCGCCUCAGUGCGCCCGGAAGCCAGGUACAGAUCUGGAGCGCCCGCGAGGACGAAGAGCGGUUGAACCGGAUCGCGUCAGCGUUGCGCGGGCUCCAGGGCCGCUGUGAGGACACGGCGCGGCACACAGACCUGUCGAUCCGGUUUUGGCUUCGCAGCUCCGACCCGACGCGUCCACACAGAGCCCCGUUUGAGAUCGUGGCCCGCCAGACUACGGCCCAGGCCUACUGGCGGCUCUUCUUGAGAUUCCUAUGCUUCUCGUUCCGGCUUUGGCGUCUGCCAGAGGUCGCUCGAGCCUCCCUAUGCCGAAGAUCGUUGACGGAGACUCAGCAUAUUGCCUUGCGCGCGGCUUGGUCCGCGCUCGGGGAGGAAUCCCGAACGCGAAAUGAACGGGGCGCCGAGUACAUAAGCGCGGCAGUGGACGAGUCGAACGCGGCGCAGUCUGGUAGUUGGAGCGACGACGACGGCCGCGAUGACACUGACGAUUCGGGUAUCGGGACCGAGGCAGACGACACUCGAAUCCCCCCACGGGUUUCUGUUUCGCGGUGCAUCGGUCGAAAUCCCGUUGCCGACGACAACGGCGACGACGACGACCUGGGUGGGUCCGACGACGAUGAGAAUGACGCAACCGACCAGAUUGAGUCUGACUCCGACUAUGGAGAAAGCGAGCAUGCAGCGUCUAGCAUGGAGGACGAGUCUGGCACCGCGUCAGAUCCAUACUACCAAGACAUCCUAUUGCGGCUCGCUGGGUUCUUGGUUACCGAGCCGUUUCGAGGCGGCCAGGCUUCCUCUACCCUGCUCGUCUACUUCAGCGGCGUCAUAGGGCUCAGCGCAGACGGAUCUACCUAUAUGAGACCCUUACAGUACACGCCAAAACUCUCUGCGUUGAUCUAUUGCGCCCGCCUAAUCCUCUUGGAGACAGUUCUUCCGCGGUUCUCCCACGAUCAUAUUCGAAUACCAGCCCGACCAGACCGGCAUCAAGUCGAGCGACUGAAUAAGGUCCGGCUGAAAGCAUUCUGCAUGGGUUGCCAGGCCCCCGUUAGCGAGCUGCUCAGUCUUCGAUGCUAUGGCCGUAAGCUAGCGCGGACGGAUGGGCCCGUCUUCCGUUUUCAAUGGAGCGAUGACGGCCAGGUCUUGUCGUGGGAGGAAGGCCGUAUCUCGAUGCAGCAGUUUCGAGCUCUCUCGCAUGAUUUGCUUCAAUCCGUCACCUCAUCGACACGCCGCCUGAUGUACGACUUAGCGCCACGGUUCGAUCUCCGUACCGUCCGAGAUAGGAUGUCUACGGUUGCAAAAGGCUACUCAUUUGUCACCGAACCAGCGAAUCGCCUACAAGAUGCCUUCUUAGCUCUGUCUGAGCGUGCCUGCCUCUCCCGCCUGGAUGGGCUUAUCGG